GCACUCGCGGCCGCCCCGUGCCCGCCCCUCCUUCUCCUCCUCCCAGAGCCACAGCGCCCGAGUCCGAGCCGCCGCCGCCGCCGCAGCCACAGCCGCGGGCACUAUGGCUUCUGGAGUUACAGUGAAUGAUGAAGUCAUCAAAGUUUUUAAUGAUAUGAAAGUAAGGAAAUCUUCUACACAAGAGGAGAUCAAAAAAAGAAAGAAAGCAGUUCUCUUCUGUUUAAGCGAUGACAAAAGACAAAUAAUUGUAGAGGAAGCAAAGCAGAUCUUGGUGGGUGACAUUGGUGAUACUGUAGAGGACCCCUACACAUCUUUUGUGAAGUUGCUACCUCUGAAUGAUUGCCGAUAUGCUUUGUACGAUGCCACAUACGAAACAAAAGAGUCUAAGAAAGAAGACCUAGUAUUUAUAUUCUGGGCUCCUGAAAGUGCACCUUUAAAAAGCAAGAUGAUUUAUGCUAGCUCUAAAGAUGCCAUUAAAAAGAAAUUUACAGGGAUUAAACACGAAUGGCAAGUGAAUGGCUUGGAUGACAUUAAGGACCGUUCAACACUUGGAGAGAAAUUGGGAGGCAAUGUAGUAGUUUCACUUGAAGGAAAACCACUAUAAAAUGACAGUCAAGUGCCAUCUGGAUCUUAAGGAGCUUCCAUUUCUCCAGCUCAGUCCAUUGGAAUAGUAUUAGGGUUUUUUUGGUUUUUGGGUUUUUUUUUUUUUUUUUUUCUGUUUUUUUUUUUUUUUUUUUUCCUUUUUUCCCCUUUCUACUGGGCCCUUCUAACAGAAUGAAUGAAGGAGGCAACAUUCAUUUAAGCAGCCUAUCAGUGAUUGCCAUUAGACUGUUGAAUGCAGUUACUUUAUGUAGAACCCAAGGAAUGCCUUCCCGUCUUCAGCCAAAAGAACUGGUUAGAUGCCUCCCUUGUAGCAAGCACUACAAUGAAUGUGAUUGUCAAUGUGAAUAGCUUAGAAUACUGCAAAGGGUAAGCUAACUGAAUGCCUUGAAAGUAUUAUCCACUGGUCAGAUGGUCAACUUGUUUCAGUAUUAUUUAUAGUUGCACUUGAUUGCAAAUAUGAGGCUUGAGCAUUCAUACACCUCACCUGCCUUGGCCAACCUAUUUGUGUGACAUGGCAGCACGGAUAUAACACUAUGCAUUAAAAGCACUUUUUUUGUAAUGAGUUUAAUCCCCCCAAAGGAAUGCCAAUUAAGUUUUGUUAACUGUGUCAUCAAUUUAGCCUAGUACCUCGGUGUUCAUUCAUGUUACCUGCAUACCUUCUUAAACAAAAUAGCUAUUAUUAGUGCCUUUUUAUUUUCCAUUGAGUGUACACUACUGAAUAAGUGUAGUUUUAUGUUUACCAUGUGAGUCUUGCAACACUAAAGAUAUUUUGAAUAUCAGUCAUGAUGGCAAUUUCUGUAUAAAAGAGCCUUAAAUGGAACAUUGUUUUGAGAUCAGACUCCCCACCCUCACAAAAAUGGCCACGUUGCAAUAAAAAUUGUGGCAUAUUACAGAACGUUGCCUUGUUUUCCUUGGAAGUUUUGUAAAUGUCAUGUGAAACAAUUAGGGUAAACAACCAUCAUUAAUCUCUGCACUGGUCAUUUGAGGAUUUUUGUGUGUGUGCAGCAUUCGUGUGUGGUAUUUUCCAGGUUUGUUGGAUUUAUUUGAUUUAAAAAUUUUCCAUCCUAGCCAACUAAUAUAAAAUGCCAUUGUUAAAGAGCGGUACUUUUAUAAACAUGUUUAUUUAUUUCCUUAUGUGUUAGUAUGGAGAUUAGAAAUUAUUUUUUGCACUUGGACAAAUACUCUUCAAUGUCUGGUUUUGUUCUCUGAAUAAAUUAGGGUAGUUAUUUUUUUAUUCACAUUUUCUUUAUGAGUAAUUGAGUAGUAGAAGCAAGAAGCUCUUACUGCUUAUUUGGUCAUAAUGAAAUAUUGUCCCUCAGAACUUUAAAAAUACUUCUUACAUUUAAGAAAAUUUAUUUCAGCUACUACUACUUAAUAUAUUUUGCGAAUUUGAUUAGCAAAAAGAAUUGAUAUAGCAGUCUUAAACAUUAGUAAUGGGAUUUGACUGUAGUCCAGACCGCUCUCCUUAUAGAGAAUUUGAUCUGCUCAGUGUGAGCGGUUUGCUGUUAGCCAGAGCUAUUUAUGGCAAACACAUGCUUUUGUAUCUUGUCAUAGUUAUCCACAAAUGGCAAAACUGGACUUGAUUCUACUGGUAUGCAAAACAAGCAUGCUAGUAAGUAGUCAAUUGUGGCUCAGAACUUAACCCGUUAGCUCUGAAAAGUGCUUUUAUCAGAAAACAGAAAAUGAAAAAAAAUUUUUAAAUAUAGGGAAGUAAUUUGAGUAUUAGAUUUCUUCUGUGUUUCUGAAAUAUUUUUCAGAUGAGAACAUUAAAAAUAGGGGUACAUAUCUAGGCUUCCAUUUUAAAUUAUAUGAAUGGCUUAGGAUCUUUUUGUACUGAGCAGUUUUAUUUCAGGCUUCCAGCUGUCCCUGUGAGUUAUCCUGGACAUUUUUAUGGCUUUUUGGUAAGGCCAAACUAAUAAGCAAAACAUGAGACUAUUGAUAGAUGCUAAACCUUAUGUACAACUGAUACUUGUACCAUGGAAUUCUUCAUUAUUUCUUCAUUCUUCUGAAAAAUAAGGGACUAUAAAUCAGUUAUGUAGUAUCUUUUGUUUUGAAAGCUGAGCCCUUACCUUUUUUAUACGCCCCUUUAAUUAUAUAAUAUCAGAGAUUAAGUAUUACUUUAAACUAUGAUACUUUGAUUUGUCAGAUUGGCAAAAACUGAUAAUAUGGUUAGGUUCAUCUUUGAGAUAGAUUUUUGGGCAUGAGCCAAAAAUAAUGAUAAAAUUAAUAAUGGAUCAUGAGUUGCUUGAGACUUACUUGACAUUUGAAGUGACCACUAUCUUCCAAUAGUUUUUUACAAUGAAACAAUGUUCCAGUUAGCUUUAAGAGGUCUAUGGUGCUACUUAGUAAAAUAUUGAGGGCGAUAUUUUAUUGCUAGCUUGCAAAAUGACAAGUGUUUAAAAAAUAAAAUAUAUGAAAAUAUUUAAA
This is a messenger RNA of Lepus europaeus (European hare), 3030 nucleotides long. It is a transcript of the gene CFL2, whose product is annotated as cofilin 2. The record is from RefSeq and is a predicted model, not a curated record. Gene Ontology annotation, cellular component: cytoplasm; actin cytoskeleton; actin cortical patch. Gene Ontology annotation, molecular function: actin filament binding. The transcript is spliced from 4 exons. The coding region runs from base 104 to 604 and encodes 166 amino acids. NCBI's taxonomy places the organism in Eukaryota, Metazoa, Chordata, Mammalia, Lagomorpha, Leporidae. Gene Ontology annotation, biological process: actin filament severing; cell motility; actin filament fragmentation.